Molecule: messenger RNA, 6043 nt
Organism: Diabrotica virgifera virgifera (western corn rootworm)
Lineage: Eukaryota; Metazoa; Arthropoda; Insecta; Coleoptera; Chrysomelidae
Product: GAS2-like protein pickled eggs
Biological process (GO): actin crosslink formation
Cellular component (GO): actin filament
Molecular function (GO): cytoskeletal adaptor activity; microtubule binding; actin filament binding
Source: RefSeq, a predicted model, not a curated record
AACACAACACAGGACGACACAAGGGGCGAAAUUGGUCAAUAAACCUGGAGCUGCCGAUCUACAUGGUUCUCACGUUUACUAUGAAAGAUCAGCUGCUUCAGUUGCAGACGCAGGUGGAAAUUCUUACGGAUCCAGUGGUCCACAUUCUCUAGGUCCUCCAAUGAACUCUCUGAACCGUUCAAGAUCUCGCUCGCCUAAACGGUCCCUCAGUCCCAAUCUUUCUACAAGACGAUCUCUGGUUCCACCACCGACAAGAUCUAGGAGUCCUACGCCGAAUUACACUUCAAACCUUAAUACCAAGCUGUCCAGCAAUAGGAGUCCACAGCAUAAAAAUUAUGGUCCACAGUCGUUGCCGAUUAUGACUAAUCACAAAUCGAAGAAUAUCGUCAGUAGCAUGCAAAUUCCAGUAGAUACUAAGGUUCUUAAAUCAGAAGUCAGUUUACACGUAAACGAUACAGAUCAGAGUGAUACUACAUCUGAAGUGUCAGACGAAGGUUAUCGAAGCUUAGGUUUAACUCAUGAUAGAACCAAACAAAGGUCGUCUGUGUACAGUCAAAACUCUACAGAGGAUGCUGAAGAAAACGAGCAUCAAGUUUAUGUAGACGACGACCUCAACGAGUUUGGCCUCAGAAGAACCCAAUUUUCUCAACGGAUUUACGAAAACGAUACCAAAACCAUCCUAGAAAAGACUCGCCACGCAAUAGAUAAAUUGUCAGAAUCGUCCAGUUCAUCUCCAGAAACCACAACUAACGAAACCCUUAGUCCUAAAAAGAAAGAACGAUCUUUCUCCUCAACGAAGGAGGGCGUGCAAGCCCGAAGAAAGUCAUACAUUAGAAGCAAUAGCUCGGAAGCGAAUAUCGACGUCCAAAAGAGCCCAAAGAGAACUCCUUCUCAACCCAAGAAAGUUGAUUCUAAAAUUAGUACCUGGAGUGGAAGACCUAAGGCUUCUAGAGCUAGCAUUAGUCAAGAUACUUUUCAACCUUUCGCCAGAAACUCAACAGUGCGAAGGAGUGUAUCGGGGCUAGAAAGGAGGUCUUCUUCAACAAAUACAUCCCCCACCAAAAGCAAACUAAGGCAGGAACUUCUCCAAGCCGUGAAUAAAGCCGACUCAGACGAAGCUGUCGCCCUGCAGGUCCAAAUGUUGCUCAAGAAGUUCGGUAGCUUAAGCACGUUAAAUGACGACGAACCUCUAAGCCUACCCAUUUUACCAACGAGAACGUCGACAGAGAGAAUGUCGUUCAGGAGCCCCAGAAAGGAUUCUAGGACUGAUAAUCACAUGACUAGGAUACCUGCUCCCGUGUCAAUGGCUAAGUCCUAAAUCAAAAAUGAAAAUUAAAAAUAAAAAACAGAAUCAAAAGGAUUACCUGCAUUUUAGAUAAAUGUGUAUGAAAAUAUUUUUCUGUAAACAUAGGUAGAACACAUACAUUGUUCUAUUAGUGCUAGAAAGAAAGUUAAAAAGAAGUAUAUACGAGUAUAUAUUGAAUCUCUUUAAUAAUUUAUCAUUUCUGGUGGCUCUUAAUAAGACUGGGACUUUGUAUUUGACUACAUUAGUAUGAGUUAAUAAAGUCACCCAAGUGACUAGGUCAAAAUAAUAACUUAUUAAUGUGCUAAUCGACUUAAAAUGUUAUCAUUAUUUCGUUUUUCCUACAAAUCUCGUUGCACGUCAUCUAUCAGCUGAUAAGUUUAUAUGCUUAAAGCUUUACAAUGUUGAUUCAAAAUAGUCGAAAUAGUAAGAAAUUGUCAAAAUAUAAAUGCUAAACGAACGUCUGGCAAGAGCGUUAGCUCAGCAAACUGUGUUUAGCUCACACUCUUGUUACACAUCAAUUCCUCAAUUCAGUGUUAUUUGUUAAUUAAUACAGUAAUUGAUGGAAUAGUUUAAAAAGCAACAGUUACCUACUGCUUUGUUUAAGUUUUAUUGGGGCAAUAUUAAUUUUCAUUCUAUCGUAGUAGAUCUAAAUAUUAUUUUACAAUCAUUUAUCCUACUAAUAUUUGAGAAGGAACGAUGUAACAAAAUAUAGCGACAUUGUUUAAAUGUCAGACUCGCUAUUCCAACAUGCGUGUAUUGUGUCUCACUCGUAUUCAAACAAUUAAGUGUUAUCUUUGUUCCCCAUACUGAAUGGCCUAUAGGAUAGUUGAAAAAUUGCCGUGUCUGUAUAACAUUAGUUAGAUAUAUUGGCCACUGUUGAUAUGUAACUUAAUUUGUAGGAAAAGAAGAUAAAUCUAGGCUGCAGGAAAAUGUUUUCAAACUCUAUUUUGCGUAUAUAUUCACUUUUUGCAUUGUUUGUAAUAACAUGCGUAUUAAAAGUUGAUUCAACCAAAACCGUCACAAUUCUGCACCUAUUAUUGUACUCCACAUCCUGCUAAAACCUAAUUUAUGAGAAACUUUUUGUUACUAUGUUUAAAUGUUAGAUACAAAUUGUUAAACAAGAGGUGUGUAUGAAAAUGCAACAAAAGAGAAUCGUAAUGUUUGGUUCGACCAAAAACGUGCAACAUCGAUCUGCAACCACGUAACAUAGAAGAGUAAUAACAUAUUUGAGUUAAUAUCUGCGUUGGCGUAUGUUCUUAUCACCAUAAAGGAGUGUCUGAAUCCUUUAUGUGACCAGAAAAAUAGUCUUAGUCCAUGUGGUGAGACCGCUCCCGUCUGAAAAAAUGUCUGUUGUGGGAGCACGCCAAAUAGAAUUCUAUUUUAGUGACGUCACGUUGCCUAGCAACCGUCGAUUCUCCCAUUAUGAAAUUCUACUUUGCGACGUCAGCAAAAUAGAAUUCUAUUUGACGUGCUCUGGGCCUUGAUUCGGUUUCUUUGUGGAUUCUUAUUCAAAAAUGUCCCCUUUAAAUAAAUCUGAAAUCUGAAGGAUGCCGGGCGGAAUUUUUGGGCAGAAAUUGUUUAAACAAAUACAAAAGAUCACGUUUUAUUGUCCUGGAACAUAUAUUUUUAGGUUUUUUGGAUCAUUUUAAACAAGAAAGGUAUCUUGUAAUUUUUCUUAAAAAUUAAUUGUUUUCGAGUUAUAAGCGAUUUAAAAUAUGAAAAAUUCGAAAAAAAUUUGAGGCUUAAAAGCUCAUAUUUAAAUUAGUAUUUUUGAGGUUGCCAGAUACAGUGGAACCCCGUUAACUCGGAUUAAUCGGGACCGCGGCCGAUCCGGGUUAUCGAAAAUCCGGGUUAGCCGGAGAAAAUGGUAAAAAUUAAUAAAAUAUGGUAUGCUUACAGAUAAACUCCGUUAUAAUUGUCACACAGACACUGGUAAACCACGUUCGCAUUCCACACAAAACCACACAUACAAAGCGUCGUCAAGAGUCUCAUUCUUAGCUUUAUUAGCUUUGCAGCGAUUGUCCAAACUGUCUUUUGUUAUCAUUUUGAAAAAAAUUCUUCGAUUUUAGUUCUAUUUUUCUUCCAAUCCGAUACUGUAGAUGUACCGACACCAUAUAAUGCUGCAAGAUUCACCUUUAUCAAUUCUACUUAAUGCUUUUAGUUUCUUUUCCAUUGUCACUACAACAUUUUUACGUUUUGUUGCCCUUAUAGACAAAAGACACGCACACAAAAUCUGAAUAGAUUUACGCACGAUUACAGAACGGAAGCGAACAAUUCGACUUUACUACACAAAAUACCGUCUCUGAUGUUAUGUUAUUUAAUAACAGUGAUGACUAAGACCAUUGUUAAAAAAAGAAUUUUAAUAGUCUUUUCUAAACAAUGCUAAGACAGUUUCAAAUAAAUAAAGGAUAAUACAGGUGCCUGUUGUUUUCGAUAACAGGACAAUGAAUGUGGUGUGCCAUGAGUCAUUUUUACUAUGGUAUAUGUAGUUCAAAUUACACAAAUACCCAUUAUCUCUCAAAUAUUAUUUUACAUAGAGUUGGUACAAAACCUCGUGAACCUUGAAAAUGCGUAUUUAUAACCGAAAUAAAAUGAAGCCAAAAACAUACGACUAUUUUAUUUGCUGCGAAUUGCGCGACAGGGUCCCUCUGCACCCUGAUAUUUUCAGUAAUGUCGGAUUCAAUCGUUUCGUUCGUAUAUUGACGUCACCAAAUGAAUGAAUUAGGUUCACGAGAUUUUGUAACAGCAAUACAUUUUUAUUGUUGAAAUGUUUGUCUGAUAAAAAUCGGUCCGGGUUAGCCGGACUUCCGGGUUAUCGGGGGCCGACUUAUCGGGGUUCCACUGUACUUAAAUUAAAGAUUAAACAUUCAGCUUCAAGAUUCUAAAGAGUGAUCGCGUCUAGCCUUAAUUUAUACCGUUCUUUUUUAAUUGUUAAAUAUGCGUGAUUAUCCGAUUUUUUUGCCGGUGCGGCGCGCUCUAUUUCAAAAAUCUCCAAAAAUAUUUUUUUAGAUUCUUUUGGAUAUUCUAAAUAAAAUAAGUUUCCCGACAUUUUUCUCAAAAGUUAAUAGUUUUAAAGUUAUAAGCGAUUUAAAAUCCGAAAAAUGCCAAAAAACGCAUUUUCGGAUUUUAAAUCGCUUAUAACCUUAAAACUGUUAGGGUAACUUUUGAGAAAAAUGUCAAGAAACUUAUUUUAUUUAGAAUAUCCCAAAGAAUCUAGAAAAAAUAUCUUUCGGAGGAAAAUUGGAGAUUUUUGAAAUAGAGCGCGCCGCACCGGCAAAAAAUGGGAUGGACAUGCAUAUUUAACAAUUAAAAACGACGGUUUAAAUUAAGGUUAGACGCAAUCACUCUUCAGGAUCUUGAAGAUGAAUGUUUAAACUUCAAUUUAAGUAUCUGGCAACCUCAAAAAUACUAAUUUAGAUAUGAAUUUUUAGGCCUCGAUGCGUAUUUUCGCAUUUUUCAGAUUUUAAAUCACCUAUAACUCGAAAACUAUCAAUUUUUGUGAAAAUUUACAAGAUACCUUUCUUGUUUAGAAUGACCCACAAAACUUAUAAAUAUAUGUUUCUAAGCAAAAAACGUGAUCUUUUGUAUUUGUUUAAAAAAAUUGUUUAAACAAUUUCUGCCCAAAUAUUCCGCCCGGCACCCUUUAGAUUUGUUUAAAGGGGACAUUUUUGAAUAGGAAUCCACAAAGAAACCGAAUCAGAAAUUUUUCCAGACGGGAGCGGUCUUACCACCACCACAUGGACUAUCUAAGGUCAGCCACUCACUAUCAGAUAUACCUGAACAGUAAGACACUUGUUAGGUGUACCUGAUAGUGUGUGAAGGGAAUAACUAACCUCUCAGGCGAACUGAGGAGCUUACUAAUGCCACACACUAUCAGUUAAACCUGACAGGUCUAACUGUUCAGGUGUACCUGAUAGUGAGUGGCCGGCCUAAUACAUUCUAAGUAAUUGUCUGUUAUAUCAAAUAACAAACGUAUUGCACGUGUUACGUUUCUUGGGUCAAUAAAGCCAGUCACUCACGGUACUGCGGUGUCGUUCGAAAAAAUCGUCGAUGAUAUCAAUUCUGCAGUACCUACUGCAACACACAGGCCACUCUCUCUAUUAAAAUUGUAACGACUUUGUUGAAUGCACACUUUCCAAAUUUUUGUCAGUUAGUCGAAUUCGACAAAAUUAAACGACGAGGUAACUUUUUUGUUGCACUUCUGUACACUCCGAUAUAUUCGCUUUAUUUAAGUUGCCUACGUGUACCUCCUUUUAGAGGCAUUAAUUUUUAUAUAAAUACCUACAUGUUACAUGCAAAAAAAUUCCUAUGGUGCUAUUUUUUGUUAGGUAGGUAGAAAUUUAGAUAGGUUUAGAUUUUUUAUUGGUUGGAAACCAUACUGAUGUUAAAUAUAUGGAUUUAUCUUUUGGGAAAUACAAAAAUGUUAUUGGAUUUGGUUAUUCCCUCUUUAUUUUACUUUUUCUUCGUCUUAUUUGAUUUGAAGUAAUCUUUAAUUCUUUCAAAACAUUUUUGUUUUCUCUCUUUUUCAUAGGCAUAACAUUGUACUAAUCAGGGUUUGAAUAAACAGUUAUGUAUAUAGCAGUGUACCUAAUAUUAGACACAGUAUAGUUUCAAUUUUUUAUUUUAGAAAAAUUUGGACUAGGGAUAUCUACUAAAAAUGCUACAGUUGUAUAACUCUAUUGAUUUUUAAUCCUAGAUAUUUAUAUACAAAUUAUUUAGCAAUACAUUUUAAUAAUA